Molecule: messenger RNA, 402 nt
Organism: Octodon degus (degu)
Lineage: Eukaryota; Metazoa; Chordata; Mammalia; Rodentia; Octodontidae
Product: CSC1-like protein 1
Exons: 5
Cellular component (GO): plasma membrane
Molecular function (GO): calcium-activated cation channel activity
Source: RefSeq, a predicted model, not a curated record
UCCAGAUUCGAGAGAUUGUCAUUCACUUCCACGGAGCAGAAUGACUUUGAAAAUGAGAAGGGAUGCUGCCCCUGGCUGAUGGCCAUCUUCCGUCUGCAUGAUGACCAGAUCCUGGAAAAGUGUGGGGAGGACGCCAUCCACUACCUGUCCUUCCAAAGGCACCUCAUCUUCCUGCUGGUGGUGGUCAGUGCCUUGUCCCUGUGCAUCAUCCUGCCAGUGAACCUCUCAGGAAACCUUCUGGACAAAGACCCCUACAGUUUCGGAAGGACGACCAUAGCUAACCUGGAGAACCAGAAUAACCUGAUCUGGGUACAUGCUGUCCUUGCUGUUGUCUACCUCUCCCUCACUGUGGUCUUCAUGAGGCACCACACCCAGUCCAUCAAGUACACAGAGGAGACCCUG